AAAGAAAUACCGUGCCAAUCGUUGCAGCUCAAAGUUCAAGCCUCACAAGGGUGGUUCCAACUCGAUAACUACUAUAAGUCAAAAAAUGUCCGAACAAACCGGCGAAGAUGUUAACCAGAUUUAGGCUUGGGUGCAUACACAUAGAGGAUUGGACAAGAGCAAACCUUUAAUUCUCAACACACCAGAAGCAACUAAAUGUUUGGUAGUUUACACAGAAAAGGCUAAAGAGUUAAAUGGAGAGGACUAUGAUAUCCUGAAAAAUGAUGUUAGUUCUAAGGCACUUUAUGAUUGCUCUAAUGGGAAGCCACAUGGUACAUGGUCUCUAUUUAAUGGCAUUGUCAAUGACAUCAAGGUCAUUUCUGAGGUGAGAGCUACUGGUACAUCUUCAACAGCCUUGAAGCGUCCUCGAGCUAAAGAAAUUGAAGAUGUGCGUCAAAAGGAGUCCGAGAAGACUCGAAAAGCAGAGGCUUAUGCCAAUAAUGUCUUGUCAUGGGGUGUUGGGAUGUACAAGUACUGCAAUGAGAUACAAAAGUUUCUUCAGACUUUGGCAACUAAGCAAGGAGUGCCUAUUGGAGAAAUACCACUGCCGCCGGUUCCACCUCCUUUUCGUUCGCUUUCUCCUCCUGGAUCUCCGCAACAAUCUACCAUCCAAAUUCUAGAAAAUAGCGAAGAAUCGCCAGCUUUGUGUGCUCAACAAGAAACAAAUCCUAGCUCUAUUAAUAAACAUGUUACUGCUGCAAGUGUUCCUGUUGUAGACGAUGAAGGGAUGUUUGGGGGAUUUUUCAGUCAGUCUGGAACCGGUACACUAAGCCUAUCGCUAUUGAGCAGUCAGUUGGUUCCUUGAUGUUCUUGGAUGUACAGUGCGUGGAGUAAUAUUUUGGUGCAUGUAUGGUUAACAUGCUAGUA
Messenger RNA from Triticum dicoccoides, 906 nucleotides. RefSeq lists its product as uncharacterized. The transcript has 6 exons. The record is from RefSeq and is a predicted model, not a curated record. NCBI's taxonomy places the organism in Eukaryota, Viridiplantae, Streptophyta, Magnoliopsida, Poales, Poaceae. Bases 503 to 844 code for a protein of 113 amino acids.